CUCGCUCCAUAGCAACGAGCUGGCUGUUCUCCCCGGCUGAGUUAGGGCUAGGCAUGCCACACUUGAUAUUGUUAGCGGCUAUUUCUGGCCUGAGCAUCGUGACCGUACAUUUUACUCGGAAUUAGUAGUACUUCAAUUAUCAUCUGUGAUCCCCGACAAUUUGCCACUUCGAUAACUUGAAUAUUCCCGUUCUUGCUAACCUGAUUUCCCUCAACUUCUCCUUCCAGGUCUGUUGUGUGUUUGUCGAGUUGUCAAUCAGAUCGAUUCAACCAUUGUUUGUGUAGUGUGCUCAACCUUUGAAAUCUAUUUUUAUUCUGGAAAAACUAUUCAACUAUCCUAUCACGCAGAACUUCCGAUCCCAUCUCCUCAUCCUCGUCUAACUUGGCUUGAUUCAAAAAUAUCAUCUUCAUAUUUUAUACUGGUUGAUCAGGAAAAAAGUUCCCUGAAGAUCUGAUUCUCUUAGUAGAUAAUAUUAUAUCCAAUUCAUCCAAUAGCUUUGAAUCUUCACUUUGAAUAAUAUUUAAAUUUCGAAAUGUUUGAAAUAUUUUCCCCAAAAGUUUUAUAAUCAGCCAUCAAAAUUCUCGUCUUCGUAACUACCAUUUUCUUCUACUCCUACCCUUAUUUUUGUAAAAUUUUUCUCCGCAUUAAUUUCCUACUCGUUAUCACUGGAAGCCUUGUAAGUUAGUUUUUCCCUUUGAAUCCUCCCUCUUAUAAUCUAUGACAUAUUUUGCUGACUCUCCAACUAAUCAGAAAUAUAGUUUGUUAUAUCACUUCCCUCAAUAACUAUUAUAUCUAUAUAAGAUCAAAUUAUCCUUGGAAUUACUAUCCAGUUCAGCAUAGGACAACCUAUACGUCGAUUUUUCUCUCAGAUAAGAGUAUUCUGCCCAACAAAACAGUUCAGGUUAGAUCAAUUUCCCUUGAAAAUUCUGGGGUGAAGUCGUUCAAAGUUCUGAAGGACUGUCUGUUGUAGACAUAAUUAUCACACUGGAUCUUUACAUAUCCAGUUAGCCCCACUGAAAUCAAAAUUUCCUCUCUCUUCUACCUUCGAAACCAUCCACUCUGCUUUCUCUAAGCGUUGAACCUUCCUUGAAUUUAACCCAUAUUUUUCCCCAAAUUUAUCACCCUCACACGACUUCCUUGAGUGGCUCCCUCGGUUCUUCCUCAUCCGUUAUGGGGGUUUUCGUCAAUGGCAUCGUUAUUGAACGCGUUUCAAUAAAAGCAACAGUCGACGAGCCAACAUUUCUGAACGAGUCUUGAAGCAACAACUCUUCCAUUUCUCCGCUCAUCAAGAUAACUACGGGAUGGAGCGUCUGAUCAGCAGAUUCACUUAGGAUCUCUUCGAUCAGCAGCAAUAAUGUUCUUACUCUUCAACGACAAAGACAGUAAGACCUUGAUAGCCCUCAUCAAAUUCAAGACGCUCACAAAGAACAAGCUUAAAAAGCUCUUUGCAGUCGGCAAAAAUCGAACGAACAAGAAAAACUACUACCCCGACUACGAAGAAAAGUACAGUGUGGAACGUGGUGAUGAUAUACAGACACUAGUGAGUUUCUGAUAGGAAUAUUGAAUGUUUGAACAAUCACUACAUUCACUAUCAAUUCAUAAAUGUAUCUUACAUGAGACAUUUUCUGAAUCAAAAAACACUAAUUUCUCCCCUUUAAAAAACUGAAACAAACCUAAUCAACUACAAUUAAAUAAGUGUUAAACUCUAAAUUUUUCAAAAUCAUUCGAAAUUCAGAGAAAAUACUCAAAGUUGACCCUUGAUACAUCAAGCCAAAGCAAAGCAUGUUGGUUUUCGAUUGUUAAGGUAUUAGAUAGAAAAAGUAAAAUAAAUUGACAAAGUCUGAAUUCUGAAUUAGCUUUAAUCUGAAAGUGACUUAUUUUCAAGUUCCUCCAAAACAUUCAGGACACAAACAAACAUCCGCCAUUCUGUGAACACCGCCAUUUCGAGUUUGAAGGAUUUUGUGAACACUGCCUCCGAGAUAACGUACGGGAGGAAGAACUACACAGUAUUGUUGUGUGAAACCUCAGAAAGCAAUCACAAAAUAAUCAUCCAAUCUAAUCACAAUCUCACAUAAAAAUUUUGCCUGAAUCUAACUCUUUUCACAAGAAAUGCAUUUUUGGUGUGAAAAGCUUAGCCAGUUUCUGACCACAAUCAAUAACAAGAUAUCAAAACUACUCACAUCUCAAUGUUUGGACGCAGAACCUCACCUUACCCAUAGUGUUAAGGUUCUUUGUAUCUAUAACAAUACCUUCCUAUGACAUUGUCUCACAUUGUUUCUAACCCAACGAUUGACAUUGUGUCUAACCUAACAAGUGAUUGUGUACCUAGCCUAACGUGUGACAUUGUAUCUAACCUAACGUUUGACAUUGUAUGUAACCUAACGUGUGAUGGUGUACCUAACCUAACGUGUGAUUGUGUAUCCAACCUAACGUUUGACGUUUGAACCAACGUGUGAUGGAGUACCUAACCUAACGUGUGACAUUGUACCUAACCCAACGUGUGAAGGUGUACCUAACCUGUGACAGUGCACGAGAAUUCUCUCCCAACUGUUUUCUGACCUAGUGACCCAUUAUUUCCCAAUUCACGAUGCGUCUCUCCGACCUGCGUUUCAUUGCGACGAAUUACAACUUGCUGAAGAUCUUCCUGCUACUCGUAUUCAUCUGUACGUACUUUGUGGACUGUAAUCCAGAUGCGAAACGGCUGUACGAUGACUUGCUGAGUAACUACAAUCGCCUGAUCAGACCAGUCAGCAACAACACAGACACAGUCCUCGUCAAGCUGGGACUACGACUGUCUCAGCUUAUAGAUCUGAACUUGAAAGAUCAGAUCUUAACAACAAACGUCUGGCUGGAACAUGAAUGGCAGGAUCACAAAUUCCGUUGGGACCCUGCGGAGUAUGGGGGAGUGACGGAGCUGUAUGUUCCCUCAGAACACAUAUGGCUACCUGACAUAGUGCUCUACAAUAAUGCGGAUGGUGAGUAUGUAGUAACCACAAUGACGAAGGCCGUCCUGCAUCAUACCGGCAAAGUGCUCUGGACUCCGCCCGCCAUUUUCAAAUCCAGUUGUGAGAUAGAUGUUAGGUACUUUCCCUUCGACCAGCAGACCUGCUUCAUGAAGUUCGGAUCCUGGAGCUAUGAUGGUGAUCAGAUCGAUUUGAAGCACAUCAAUCAGAAACUGGGAGAGGACAAGGUUGAGGUAGGCAUCGAUCUGCGGGAAUAUUACCCGAGUGUGGAAUGGGACAUCCUUGGAGUGCCGGCAGAAAGACACGAAAAGUAUUACCCUUGCUGUGCUGAGCCUUAUCCUGAUAUCUUCUUCAACAUCACACUCCGUCGCAAGACACUGUUCUACACGGUGAACCUGAUAGUGCCCUGUGUGGGCAUCUCCUAUUUGUCAGUGUUGGUGUUCUAUCUGCCGGCCGACUCGGGGGAGAAGAUCGCCCUCUGCAUCACCAUCCUCCUCUCGCAGACCAUGUUCUUCCUGCUCAUCUCCGAGAUCAUCCCCUCCACUUCCCUGGCACUACCCCUGCUUGGCAAAUAUUUGCUGUUCACCAUGUUAUUAGUUGGACUGUGUGUGGUCAUCACAAUUAUGGUGCUCAAUGUGCAUUAUCGCAAACCCAGUACGCACAAAAUGGCCAAUUGGGUGCGCAAGAUAUUCAUCAGACGUCUGCCAAAACUGCUGCUGAUGCGCGUUCCAGAACAGCUGUUGGCUGACCUUGGCGGAGAUCGCAAAGGCAGAUCAGCUGAUUCCAAGCUGAGGUCACCGUUGGCAGCCAUGUUACCUCCUUCCUCACCCCACUCCAACAACUCGUCACCAGACUCCCUGAGACACUUUCCACCCCCAAGGCCACCAGGAGGGUGUAAUGGUCUGUACACUUCGAGCUCAUCGGCCACCAAUCGGUUCGGAGGCCUCAUGGCUGGCUACAACGGCCUUCCCUCCAUGGCAGGCCUUGACGAGAGCAUGAGUGACGUCACCGCCAGGAAGAAGUAUCCCUUCGAACUGGAGAAGGCCAUUCAUAAUGUCAAAUUCAUCCAGCAUCAUAUGCAACGCCAGGAUGAGUUCGAUGCGGAGGACCAAGACUGGGGCUUUGUGGCCAUGGUGCUCGACAGACUGUUUCUGUGGAUCUUCACGAUCGCCUCGAUUAUGGGCACGUUCGCCAUCUUAUGUGAGGCUCCCGCGCUCUAUGACGACACAAAGCCCAUUGACAUGGAGCUGUCUUCGGUCGCCCAGCAGCAGUUCUUGCCUGAUUUCUAGGUGAAUGAAGGAAUCGAGUCUGCUAUUCUGUACAUCCAUGGAGUGAUGCCUUUCCUAACACUACGCCUAAUGCAGUUCCGGUUAUCACUACUUUAAUUUUCUUAUAGACGUCACUUGUUGUGCUAAAGGUUGUUUAUAAUAAUAAGAACAUAAUUAUUAUUGUAAGACAAUGCGUUCUAUCAGCAGUAAAACACUUGAGAAUACCGUGGUUUACACAGGCAAAGCUAAUAUGCUGGCAUGCGACAAACUGUUUCAGUAGAGUGAGUCUGCUGCUGGUCCCCCUGAAAUCUAUCUAUGUGAAUUAUAAUCAAUCAUUCUAAAAUCGGAGAAUUUCAAGACAUCUGGAGUCCAAACAAAA
Molecule: messenger RNA, 4610 nt
Organism: Nilaparvata lugens (brown planthopper)
Lineage: Eukaryota; Metazoa; Arthropoda; Insecta; Hemiptera; Delphacidae
Gene: nAChRalpha2
Product: acetylcholine receptor subunit alpha-L1
Exons: 11
Coding region: 2588-4252 (554 amino acids)
Biological process (GO): regulation of membrane potential; chemical synaptic transmission; monoatomic ion transmembrane transport
Cellular component (GO): postsynaptic membrane; neuron projection; synapse
Molecular function (GO): transmembrane signaling receptor activity; acetylcholine-gated monoatomic cation-selective channel activity
Source: RefSeq, a predicted model, not a curated record